This is a messenger RNA of Eremothecium sinecaudum, 1827 nucleotides long. RefSeq names its product Mus81p (gene MUS81). Gene Ontology annotation, molecular function: 3'-flap endonuclease activity; crossover junction DNA endonuclease activity; DNA binding. The transcript has a single exon. Gene Ontology annotation, biological process: double-strand break repair via break-induced replication; mitotic intra-S DNA damage checkpoint signaling; DNA catabolic process. Lineage: Eukaryota; Fungi; Ascomycota; Saccharomycetes; Saccharomycetales; Saccharomycetaceae. Gene Ontology annotation, cellular component: Holliday junction resolvase complex; nucleus. The record is from RefSeq and is a predicted model, not a curated record. Bases 1 to 1827 code for a protein of 608 amino acids.
AUGGAUACCCGUUAUGAUUUGAAGCCGCUAUUUGUUGAGUGGUUACAGGAAGAGUUUGACAGUUUUGGUCCCCGCCAAGAAAAGAUCGCGUCGGUUUACUUUAAGGCCCUGGAAUCUCUGAAGGUUUAUGAGCAAUUGGUCACAGAGCCCAGCCAGCUUUUAAAAGUUAAGGGAAUCGGAAAUAGUAUCAAAAAUAAGCUAACUAACAGACUGAAGAAACAUUGCGAUGAAUUAAAUAUUCCUUACCCUGAAGUUGAACUGCCACCUUCAACAUCCACAACAAAAACUCGGAUACGAACACUCGACGUUAGUGGUUUGGACGAAUCAGGUACUGUUAAGAAGAAGAAAAGAAAAUAUGUACCGAGAAAGCGUUCUGGGGCAUUUGCGAUUCUACUUGCUAUGCUUGAGUUGGGAAGUCCAUCAACUGGGUUGACAAAGGAGGAAAUCAUCACAGUUGCAGCAAAAUAUUGCGAUUCAAGUUUUUUACCUAAUCCUUCUACCAGAGAAUUCCAUAGUGCAUGGAGUUCAAUUAAAGUUUUGAUAGAUCAUAGCCUGGUUUUAGAGCAAGGUAGACCGAGAAGAUAUAUAAUCACUGAAGAGGGCGUAACACUGGCGGAAACGCUCAAAGACACAGUCAAUGUAUCAUUCCCUGUUGACUGCAUAUACAACAGGAAAAAGCAGGAUGAAAAUGCUGUAUCUGAUGAACAGGAAGUUUCUGCAAAUUUGAGCGAGUUAAUGCGGCAGGAUCGCGUUGGCUCAGUUAGCAUGGGCGCUACGUUGACUACGGCUGAAAGAUCCAUUGCUAGUGCUAUUACCACUCCAGAUUUACAUGCUUCUGAAACAAUUACCUCAUCAUCGCCUAAGCGUACAUUACCAAGGACUCUUGAUAGACCUAGAUCCCAAAUGGAUGGAGUAGUACGUGCCCGUUGGAAUGGAACUAGUUAUGAGGUAUGGGAACCAGAGAACUACGAUAUAAGGCUAUUUGUUGAUCAUAGAGAAGUUAGGUCCAAGGCUGACCGUGAUUUCUUUGUAUCUUCUUUAUGCGCUAGAAAUGUAUGUUCUGAAGGUAAGGUUUUGGCAUUAGGAGAUAUGGUUUGGGUCGCCAGAAAUAAAGAGACCGGCAAACACUGUGUGUUGAACUUCUUGCUGGAGCGGAAACGAUUGGAUGAUCUUUCUUUAAGCAUUAAAGAUAACCGUUUUAUGGAACAGAAGCACAGAUUAAAGAAAACUGGCUGCAAGCAUAUCUUCUAUCUUGUGGAAGAAACGAGUGGGUUGGAAAUUGGCGGAAUGGAGGAUGCCAUUAGAACCUCUAUUUGGAUGACAACGAUAUACAAUAGUUUCCAUAUCAAACGUACAAAAAACGUAACUGAUACUGUUGAUUGGCUGACUAGUAUGACAGACUCCAUUAAGAAGUACUAUAACAACAAAUGUUUACUGGUCCUUAAACCUCUUGAUGUAUGCAGCCAAGAAGACUAUGGCAAUAUGCUCAACAAUUUUAGAGAUCAAUUCGAAAGAGAUGGUAGUCGUUUGGAAUGCUGCCAUAGCUAUGAGAGUUUCCAAGAAGUAUUGGGGAAGACAGACAUGAUGACCGUGAAGGAAUUGUACAUACGUGCUUUGAUGCUAACAAGAGGCGUUUCGUUAGAGAAAGCACUCGCAAUACAAUCGAAGUAUCCAACGCUCUAUGAAUUUUUGGUUGCGUAUUCAAAAUGUAAAUCCGAGGAGGAGGGAAGAACAAUGGUUUAUUCAGCUCUAAGCGAGCAACCUGGUAGUCAGAAGAUUGGGAAGGCACUUUCGGAGACACUAUGGAAUACAUUUGGCAAGAAAUAA